AGGAAUGCGACGAGAAUAGCAUAGCAUAGUCACGCACAAAAUUUUCGGCUAUCGCAACCCUUUUCGUUCGUGUUUGAACUUUGUGUAUUUUUUGCAGGACAUGCUGACGAGAAUUGUUGCGAAAAGUGUAGUGGAAGUGUUGCGAAUUUUAUACGAAUAUCUUCGCAUGGACAUCUUAAGACCUUGGCGAUCCGUAGCAACAGAUCGACUUCAUCCAUAAUCAAAGCAAAUAUGUAGUGUCUGUCCUGUCAACAAACUUAAAAAAAAGUGGUGUGCCCGUGGGCAAGCAAAGGAGUAGAGUAGAGUAGAGUUAGAGUAUCGUGAAGCUGCCGGUGACAAGAUUUUUUCAUCACUAUAUGAUGGCAGACUCUAAAAUAAAGCCCGAUAGCGCAUGGUCCUGGGUUGUCUGCAUGGCUGCUUCUGUGACUUUAACUAUCAUUAAUGGAAGUUUUUCUAGUUUUGGUUUAUUGAUGCCUUAUUUGAUGACACACUUUGGCCAAAAUAAUGUGACAACAGCAUGGACAGGCUCACUAUAUAUAAGUCUUUCCUACAUAUUUGCGCCAGUGGUAACGCACUUCACUGGCCGGCUCGGCUUCCGACUCACUGCCUUGAGUGGAGCCCUUCUGUUGUCAACAAGCUUCUUUGCGUGCUCGUUUAUCAAAGAUUUUUGGCUGUUCUUCGUCUUCUUUUCGAUAACUUCGGGACUGGGAAGCGCCAUGUCUCACUAUUCGGCAACUUUAGUCGUUCUGCGGCAUUUUGUAAGGUGGCGAUUUGUGGUGGUCGGUAUAUUAGCCUCGACUUUAAGUGUAGGCAUGUUCGUCAUAACGCAGAUCACGGAAGCACUUCUUUCCAAAUAUGGACUUCAAAACGCAUUGAGAGGAUGGGCUUUUUUGUUCCUUUCUACGGUCCCUCUGGCCUGCACUUACAUCUCGCGUUCUAAUGAUACAGAAGAAAUUGCGAGGCAAGACGAAGAGAACCUCAAACAACCUUCACAUGAUACACGUCGUCCGUCCCUUCUACGGAAUUUUUGCUUUAUGAUUUACCUUACAUCUAUCAGCCUUGUAUUCUUUUCUGCUUUCAUUCCUGGGAUUUAUAUGGUGAAAUUUUGCGAAAGUGAACUGAAUAUUUCAAUGGAGCGAGCGAGCCUCCUUUACACCUAUAUGGCAAGUGCCUCGUUCUUCAGCAACCACUUCUUUUGUAAUCUUAGCAAGUUUGAAUUUAAGUUUUUCGACAUCUUUGAACUCUACCAGUUAACAACGACAUGUUUUGGUAUUUGCUUGCUUCUGUUACCCUUAGCAAGGUCGUACAGCGCUAUGGUAGCGUUUUCAAUGCUAUUUGGUUUUAUGGAUGGUGGCCGUUACGGCUUAAUGCCGCUUUUGGUACUGGAAUGUGUUGGUCUAAAAAGAACAGAGGAAGCCUGGGGCUAUAUUGCCUUUAGCGUCGGAUUUACAUCGUGUAUUGGACCAGUCAUUAUUGGCUUCAUCGCGGACUCAGUGGGAAGGUAUGGCCCAGCAUUUCUGACAGCUGGAGGGAUCUUCGUGCUUGGCUCAACUCUCAUGUUUCUUAGAGAGUUAAUAGGAGGGAAAGACUCGAGUGAGGAGAAUCUUGAAUCUGGUAACGAAUCUUUUGAAUUCCUUGUUUACGAAAGGGAGACGGUGCUCUGAAUGCAGUAGUUCCAGGCAAGAAGUAGGUUGUGAUUCUUAAGAGCCCGGACUCCUUGGAGUUCUGGAAAAUUUUGGCGAUCAAAAACUGCCGAAUAAAGGUAUCCGCGGGCUUUCGUUGCAAUUUCACCCCAUGGAAAAGAUGGCAUUUGCACAAGAAGUCUGAGGACAAAUAUUUGACUAUAUUUUCAAUAUUCACUUGCUGAAAUUAAACCAGAAUAACAGUAAUAAUUAACAAUUAUUCACCGAAGUGGAGGUGUAUAAUCGUUUUGGUAUGUACCACACAGAUAGUUUAUUUCUUUCAAUGCAAAAUGGUCGGAAAUCAAACUCUAUUGUUCUUCUUUCGAUAACUACUUUAAUCAGCUUCACAGCUACUAAGUCAAACUUCUAUUCGAAUUUUCAAGGGCGUAGCUAGGUGGGAGGGGGGGGGGUGUCUUGCGGUGCCCGUGAUACCCUUUGUAAGCCUUUUUUAUGCAAAAAAAUACAAUAUUCAGGUGGCGCAAACUUGUGAGGACCCUCUGUCUGACACAGUGUGACCCCCCUUUAAAAAAUCCUGGCUACGCCCUUUGAUUUUUGUUCUUAUUGAACAAUUUUUCAACAACUUGAAUUACCAAAAAUUGAUAAUUUUUCCAUCUGUUAAACGGUUGUGAUAAAUCUCUUGGGAAAAAUAAUUUUGGUCCGUUUGUAGAAUUAACAGAGAUUUUAAUUCAACGCAUAGCUAACUUUUGUUUCUUAAAAAAAAUUACUGUAUUACGAUGCUUUAAGUUACGUGAUACACUUACAUUUACUGAAAUCACUUAUACAGAAUUAUACAAAUUGUUUAUCUUA
Molecule: messenger RNA, 2489 nt
Organism: Stylophora pistillata
Lineage: Eukaryota; Metazoa; Cnidaria; Anthozoa; Scleractinia; Pocilloporidae
Product: monocarboxylate transporter 10
Biological process (GO): transmembrane transport
Molecular function (GO): transmembrane transporter activity
Source: RefSeq, a predicted model, not a curated record